UUGUGUCUGAUCGGAAAGCCGAUAAUUCCGAUAGCACCAAAAGGUAGCACAUUUCCUGUACACACGAUCAGCCGGUCAGGCGGCAGAAUACGGAACAGCGACACGACCGCUGGCUCAACGGGUAUCUCAAUGGCGGACCCGACAGAACCAGCCCGGGGCAGCGUGGAGGAUGAGAAGAAAGACGUUAUCAACGACGCAGAGCUGGCACUGAAAGGAAUCAAUAUGCUCCUAAACAAUGGAUUCAAGGAGAGCGACGAGCUCUUCCAAUUAUACAGGAACCACAGUCCUUUGAUGAGUUUCGGGGCCAGUUUUGUGAGUUUUCUGAAUGCCAUGAUGACGUUUGAGGACGAGAAAAUGCAGAUGGCCUUUGAGGACCUCAAAGCCACAGAGAAACUGUGUGAGAGUGACAACACUGGUGUCAUUGAAACUAUUAAAAACAAGCUUAAAAGGAGUAUGGACUCUCAGAGGUCUGGGGUGGCAGCAGUGGACCGACUCCAGAGGCAGAUCAUCAUUGCAGACUGCCAGGUUUACCUUGCCGUGCUGUCUUUCAUUAAACAAGAGCUGUCAUCAUACAUCAAAGGAGGCUGGAUCCUCCGUAAAGCGUGGAAGAUGUACAACAAAUGUUACAGCGACAUCACACACCUGCAGGAGGGCUGCAGAAGAAGAGCGUCCGAACAGCCAGCAAUGGCACCUCCAUCUCUGUCCUCCUGUGACACGUCUAACCACAGCCGCUCCUCUUCACCCGGGCCGAGCCCAUCCCUGAAACAAUCUGGCAUCAGCCCGGAGGCUCUGGAUCGGCUUAAAGGUUCGGUCAGCUUUGGGUAUGGCCUCUUCCACCUCUGUAUCUCGAUGGUGCCGCCGCACCUCCUGAAGAUCGUCAACCUGCUGGGCUUCCCAGGCGACCGCCUCCAAGGCCUGUCAGCGCUCACGUACGCCAGUGAAAGUAAGGACAUGAAGGCCCCCUUAGCUACGCUGUCCCUCCUGUGGUACCACACAGUAGUGCAGCCCUUCUUUGCUCUGGAUGGCGCAGACACACAGGCGGGCCUGAUGGAAGCCAAAUCCAUUCUUCAACAAAGGGAGACUAUCUAUCCAAACUCCUCCCUCUUCAUGUUUUUCAAAGGCAGAGUCCAACGCCUCGAGUGCCAGAUCAGUGGUGCCUUGACGUCCUUCUGUAACGCCUUAGAUCUGGCCUCUGGCCAGAGGGAGAUUCAGCACGUGUGUUUGUAUGAAAUAGGUUGGUGCAGCAUGAUCGAACUGAACUACAGAGAGGCCUACAGGGCGUUUGAGCGACUGAAGACGGAGUCUCGCUGGUCCCAGUGCUACUACGCCUAUUUAACUGGAGUGUGCCAAGGAGCCACAGGUGAUCUGGAGGGAGCCGUCACGGUUUUCAAGGAUGUUGAAAGACUUUUCAAACGCAAGAAUAAUCAGAUAGAGUUGUUCUCCAUGAAGAGGGCUGAGAAGCUAAGGACCCCCAGUCUAUCCAAAGAACUCUGCAUCCUGUCUGUGAUUGAGAUUCUUUAUCUGUGGAAAGCUCUGCCUAACUGCUCCACCGCCAAGCUUCAGACAAUGGCACAAGUCCUACAAGGGAUUGACGAUGCCUCAUGUGCAGGCCUGAAGAACCUGCUUCUUGGUGCCAUAAAUAGAUGUCUUCAUAACACCAAAGAUGCCAUUCAGUUUUUCCAUCUGGCUGCCAGGGAUGAGGUUGGUCGUCUGAGCAACUCGUAUGUGCAGCCCUACUCCUGCUAUGAACUGGGCUGUGUGCUGCUGAACACCCCAGAGUCUGCAGGGAAGGGCAGAGUGCUGAUGCUUCAGGCGAAGGAGGACUAUGCCGGCUAUGACUUUGAGAACAGGCUCCAUGUUCGUAUUCAUUCAGCUUUCGCCUCCAUGAGGGCUGAUGCAGCACGACCUUGACGUUGUAUCGGCACCUCAGAAACAACUGGAAGAAGCGUCUUUAAAAAAAAGGCACAAUACCAUUCGAGUCACUGAAGUUACACUUUCUUUUGUCUUUAUUUAUUUUAUUUUCAUAUUCUGAGCCAAUACAUACUUUUUUAAUGUGUGCAAUAUAUAUAUAUAUA
Messenger RNA from Cottoperca gobio, 2075 nucleotides. RefSeq names its product tetratricopeptide repeat protein 39C-like. Gene Ontology annotation, molecular function: protein binding. The transcript is spliced from 15 exons. The record is from RefSeq and is a predicted model, not a curated record. NCBI's taxonomy places the organism in Eukaryota, Metazoa, Chordata, Actinopteri, Perciformes, Bovichtidae. Gene Ontology annotation, biological process: otolith morphogenesis; cilium assembly. The coding region runs from base 130 to 1911 and encodes 593 amino acids.